Tupaia belangeri chinensis (Chinese tree shrew) is the source of this 1522-nucleotide messenger RNA. RefSeq names its product disintegrin and metalloproteinase domain-containing protein 29-like. The transcript has a single exon. Gene Ontology annotation, molecular function: metalloendopeptidase activity. NCBI's taxonomy places the organism in Eukaryota, Metazoa, Chordata, Mammalia, Scandentia, Tupaiidae. The record is from RefSeq and is a predicted model, not a curated record. Gene Ontology annotation, biological process: proteolysis; male gonad development. Bases 98 to 1378 code for a protein of 426 amino acids. Gene Ontology annotation, cellular component: external side of plasma membrane; plasma membrane; sperm head plasma membrane.
CUUACGGACCUUUUAUAAUGUUUUUAAGCCUAUCUCCUCUGUGUUACUCCUUAGAAACGGACUGCACGAAGCUAAUUUUGAACCCCGUGUGUAUGGAAUGUGCCAAAGCAUUAGCCUCGUCUUUACGAGUCAGCUAGGCAGACACUAUUUACUGUUAGCCAUCAUAGCAGCCAAUCAGAUGGGCAGGACGCUUGGGCUCUAUUACGAUGUCGCUCACGACUUUUGUGUAUGCCAGAGACGGACCUCUUGCAUUAUGGCUCGAUUUCCUGGGCUCACAGAUGCCUUCAGUAACUGCUCCUUCAAACACAUACAGAUGGUAUUUACUAAGGGAGGCGUGUGCCUUUUCCAGGAAAACAGGGUCUACCUUAAUAGAAGCCUAACAGAGACACGCUGUGGAGACGGGGUGGUGGAGAAUUUGGAGCAAUGUGACUGUGGCUCUAUGAAGCAGUGUUACACCAACCCCUGUUGUGACACUGACUGUCGGUUAACCUCGGGAAGUGCAUGUGAUAAGGGGACCUGCUGCACAAACUGUAGCUACGCCCCUCCUGGGACUCUCUGCAGAUCCAUCCAAAAUAUAUGUGACCUUCCAGAGUACUGCCCCGGGGACUCCGUGUCAUGUCCUGACGAUUUCUACAUGCAAGAUGGAACCCCCUGCACGGAGGAGGGCUACUGCUUCAGAGGGAACUGCACCGACCGCACGAUGCAAUGCAUGGAAAUAUUUGGUGCAGGUGUUCAGAACGGUGAUGAAGCCUGCUAUGCUAUAAAUACCGGAAAUUUCCGAUUUGGACAUUGUAGGCAGAAGCCACAAACCAAUGACUUUAUUCCUUGUCUUCCACAAGAUAGGAGUUGUGGAAGGCUUCAGUGCAUGAAUGUCACCCAUCUUCCCCAGCUGCAGGAGCACGUUUCAUUCCACCAGUCUAUGACCGAAGGGUCCGUCUGUUUUGGGUUGGACAGACACCGCUCUACAGAAACAACCGAUGCUGGGGGCGUGAAAACUGGUUCCCCCUGUGCUCCUGGAAAGUACUGUGACGACACUUUCUGCAGAGGGUCUAUUACUGAACUCAACUACGACUGUGUUCCUGAGAAGUGCGGUUUCAGAGGAAUUUGCAACAACAGAAGGAACUGCCAUUGCCACGUGGGCUGGAGCCCUCCACAGUGCUUAAGUCCAGGUGCUGGUGGGAGUGCAGACAGCGGGCCCCCUCCUAGAACAGUGCGUUCAGUCAGACUAGGCGAGCAAUCAAUGACAUAUCUGAGGUUGAUCUUUGGACGUAUCUAUGUCCUCAUAGCUGUCCUACUCAUUGGGGUGGCCACAAAUGUUCGAUCUAUUCAGACUACCAAAGUUAAGAAAAAGGUACUUCCUACAUCUGAAAAAAAGUAGCCUCCCAUUCGCACUAAACAUACAGAGGAUACAAUGUGGACAUCUGUGAAAACCUCUGCAGGACACACAGUUGUUCCUCACAUCGCAGGGGAAAGGGCGGCUUUCAUUGGUAGGCUGCAGGUCACUCUGAAAUAAACCUGUAAA